This is a messenger RNA of Polychytrium aggregatum, 372 nucleotides long. RefSeq lists its product as uncharacterized. NCBI's taxonomy places the organism in Eukaryota, Fungi, Chytridiomycota, Chytridiomycetes, Polychytriales. The transcript has 2 exons. Bases 1 to 372 code for a protein of 123 amino acids. The record is from RefSeq and is a predicted model, not a curated record.
AUGGUGCCGGGGAAGGCUGGUGGCUUGCUGUCUGCUUUCUUCGGUACCAAGACCAUCCUCCCUCGAUCCGACACCAGACAGCGUGCCCUGAUCAGCAUCGAUGGACCGACAAAGAAAUGGCAAAGGCGACGAAUGGCCUGGAUCCAAACGGACAGAGGUUCGCCUCUCCAGCCGCCAAAAGAAAGAAAUGGCCACACUGCAGCUUCCUGGUCCACCCUCGAUCCGACCCAGGGACGCCGGGGCACGCCAGCGUAUGCGGCCGAUGCCACCAUGGGUUACCUGUUCGAGUUUCCGGUGUGGAAGGAGCUGCCACUCUCGAACGUUCUUAUCCAGAUGCAAGAGAAGCCCGAGUUGAUCCACUUGGCCAAAUGA